Candidula unifasciata is the source of this 421-nucleotide messenger RNA. Lineage: Eukaryota; Metazoa; Mollusca; Gastropoda; Stylommatophora; Geomitridae. The record is from the annotation of a GenBank genome assembly.
AUGCAGUAUACGUUAUAUCUUACAGUACAGCUACAGCUAGCGGAACUUGGAUGGCACUUGGAUUUUCUAAUGACACCAAAAAUGACAGAUGACGAUGUCAUUGGAUGUGCUUCAAACACAAGCGGGUAUGCAGUGAAAUUCAGCGCUAACAACAAGGGCCAUUUCCCUCCAACAUUGUACACUGAUACGGAAGUGACACUAACUUCCUACAGCUCUCAGAAUGGCAUAUAUUCUUGUACAAUACAAAGACCUGUAAGUGCAUCAGCUAACGGACGCGUGGACGCAAAUACUGCAUGGACGUUAUUAUUUGCUGCAGGAAGUACUACUUUUACUCAGACUGGAGAGCCCACUAUCAGUUAUCAUGGAGGCAACCGAUUCUGGUCGACUGUACCGGUGAAAGUUACUGACACCAGCAAUGCAG